UCACAUGACCUCUUCACACUACAGUCACAUGACCCCCUCCACCACCCGGAAGCACAGCCUGAGACAGGACCUUAAUUUUCUGUGUCACGUCACUCAGCCUACAUUAGACACAUCACAAUGGGAAAGAAGAAACCUCAGAAAGACGCAAGACCAAAACAGAAAGAAUCCCGGUUUAAGAGGCCCUCUAAAAGUCUAGAGAGCUUUGCCAGUGAAGUCCAUGAAGCGUUAGAUGCCAGUAUCCAGGGAGACGGUGCAGACGAUGAUGGAGAGACGAAGGUGAAGUUUCCCUGUCCAUUGGCAAUGUGGGAGUUAGGACACUGUGACCCAAAGAGGUGUACAGGCCGGAAACUGGCGCGGAAAGGUCUUGUCAGGAACCUCAGGAUAAACCAAAGGUUCAACGGCAUCAUUCUGAGCCCUAUGGGGACACUGUGUGUCUCUCCUGCUGACAAACAAAUAGUUGCAGACUGUGGUGUAGCUGUUAUUGACUGCUCCUGGGCUAAGCUGGAUGAAACACCAUUCUCUAAGAUGAAAGGAAGCCAUCCUCGGUUGUUGCCAUACUUGAUUGCUGCAAACCCAGUCAACUAUGGGAGGCCCAGCAAACUGUCUUGCGUGGAAGCCUAUGCUGCGACAUUCUGUAUUGUUGGAUUUCCAGAUUUGGCCACGAUUCUGUUGAGGAAAUUUAAAUGGGGGAAAGUGUUUCUUGAGCUGAAUAAAGAUCUGCUGGAGAAGUACAGUAAAUGCCAGAAUUUGGAGGAAAUGCAGAAGGUGGAAGCAGAGUACCUGGCUGGAGCUCCGGACAAAGAUGAAGAAGAAAUAGAUCCAUUUGAUGUUGAAUCUGGACGAGAAUUUUCCAACCUAAACAGAGUCAUCUGCUCGGGACGGGUGUUGGAGGAUGAGGAUGAUGAUGAGGAGGACGAGGAGGAGACUGAUGAGGAAGAUAACACUGAGGAGGCAAAUGAUGGCAAAGCAGAGUCCCACUCUGAUGAGGAAACUGAAGGUGAUGAAGUAGAAGCCGCCACGGCUAGUAAGCCUGUUAUUUGGAAAGGAGUGAAGAAGAGACUGAGAGACUAAGCGAUGAGAGUGUUCUAACAAUAUGACCGCCUGGGUUACAGUAACCUUUUCUCAAAAAGCUUGUAUUUAUGUAUAGUUUUUGCUACUUCCUAUAUAAAAAUUAAAUAUAUUGGAAAGUUUAAAUAGGA
Molecule: messenger RNA, 1199 nt
Organism: Rana temporaria (common frog)
Lineage: Eukaryota; Metazoa; Chordata; Amphibia; Anura; Ranidae
Gene: TSR3
Product: TSR3 ribosome maturation factor
Exons: 7
Coding region: 118-1071 (317 amino acids)
Biological process (GO): maturation of SSU-rRNA
Molecular function (GO): rRNA small subunit aminocarboxypropyltransferase activity
Source: RefSeq, a predicted model, not a curated record